Molecule: messenger RNA, 1967 nt
Organism: Meleagris gallopavo (turkey)
Lineage: Eukaryota; Metazoa; Chordata; Aves; Galliformes; Phasianidae
Source: RefSeq, a predicted model, not a curated record
AUGGAAACAUUUUGUCUGUUUGACGGCAUCGAAGGCGAUGCUGUGCUGUCGGAUUAUGAAAGCGCAGAGGACUCGGAGGCAGAGGAAGAGGAUUACAGCGAGGAAGAAAGUGCCAAAGUGGAAUUGAAGCAGGAUAGCAAUGAUUCCUGUGAGUCUGCAGCAAAAGCAGAGAAAGGGGAUGAGAAACUGGACUCUAAAGGUGCUGUUACUGGUGAAAGGCAAAGUGGGGACGGGCAGGAGAGCACCGAACCUGUUGAGAAUAAAGUUGGGAAAAAAGCUCCCAAGCACCUGGACGACGACGAGGACCGGAAGAACCCGGCUUACAUCCCACGCAAAGGGCUCUUCUUUGAGCACGAUCUCCGAGGGCAGACGCAGGAGGAGGAGGUCAGGCCAAAGGGUCGGCAGCGGAAGCUGUGGAAGGACGAGGGUCGCUGGGAGCACGACAAGUUCCGGGAGGACGAGCAGGCCCCCAAAACCAGGCAGGAGCUGAUUGCACUGUAUGGCUACGACAUCCGCUCUGCUCACAACCCUGAUGACAUCAGGCCGAGGAGGAUGCGCAAACCGAGGUUUGGGAGCCCCCAGCGAGACCCAAACUGGUCCAACGAGCGGCCCAACAAACCCCCCCGGCACCAGGGCACAGACAGCACUUCUGCUCCCCCACGAACCUUCACCAGCAGGAGCUCUGCGGGAACGGGGAGGAUGCCCCCUCCCAGGAGCUACCCGAGGGUGGGAGGCUACAAGGAGACCCGCCCGGGAUACCGAGCUUCAGAAGUGAGUGUGCAGCACCCAUCCCGAAAUGGUGAGCAAGGCAAACAGGAGAGCGGCUAUCGAGCGAAGCGUGCGGAGCAGAGCCCACCGAGAGAGAAGUCGCCAGAAGUGGAAGCAGUGCACGUCCAUGGCAGUCCUGUCAAGGAGGAGGGUGCUCUGGAAAACCAGACCGACGCUGUGCAGCCGCCGCCAGACAGACCAAUUGAAAAGAAGUCUUACUCCCGGGCAAGGAGGACCAGAGUCAAAGCUGGGGACACGGGGAAGCUGGCAGAUGACGUGCCUGCUCUGGAAGCUCCUGCGACACCAAAACCCGUCCAGGCUGAGACGUCCCCCCCACCAGCAAAGAGCAGCAACUGGGAGUCACCAGUGGAAUCCAGCUUGGAUGGACUUGAGCAGGAGAUGAUUCAGAUGAAUCUGACGGAGCAGAACUGGAGUCCGGGGCAGUCUCAGUUCAUACAGCCCCGGGAGCUGCGGGGUAUUCCCAACCAUAUGCACGUGGGAACUGGGCCACCUCCUCAGUUCAACAGGAUGGAGGAAAUGGCGGUGCAGGGCGGCCGGGUGAAGCGCUACUCCUCGCAGCGGCAGAGACCACCAGUGCCAGAGCCUGCCCCCCCCAUGCACAUCAGCAUCAUGGAGGGGCACUACUACGACCCACUACAAUUCCAGGGACCAAUCUACACCCACAGUGAGAACCCGGCCCCGCUGCCGCCCCAGGGGAUGAUCGUGCAGCCAGAAAUGCAUCUCCCUCAUCCAGGUUUACAUCCCCACCAGACAGCAGCCCCGAUGGCAAACCCUGGGCUCUACCCUCCGCCGGUCUCCAUGCCUCCAGGGCCCCCGCCGCAGCAGCUGCUCGCCCCGACUUACUUCUCCCCGCCUGGAGUCAUGAAUUUUGGGAAUCCUGUACCGUACCCCCCCGGAGCGCUGCCCCCACCGCCCCCUCCACACCUCUAUUCCAACACACAGGCGCAGUCCCAGGUGUACGGGGGGGUCACCUACUACAACACUGUCCAGCAGCAAGUGCAGCCCAAACCCUCACCACCACGGAGGACGUCCCAGCCUGUCACCAUCAAACCGCCGCCUCCCGAGGACAGCAAAGGUGAGAAGGUGAAGGAGAGGAGCAGCACGUAGGGAUGCGGCCGUGGAACCCCAGCGCCGGACCCGGCGGUUCUGCACCAGGAGGCCCCAUCUGGCGGGGAUGC